UAAGAUGCAAAAGUGAGCGGUUUCCUCUGUCUCAGACAACACAGAGAGACAAAAAGAGAUGCAGCCUGAGAUAUAAACACACACAGUCAUACAGAGAUAGUUGUGUCGCAAGACUCUGGAAUAUUUUAUGAGUAGCUUAAAGACAAGAAAGACAAGACUGUCCUGAUUGGCAUUAAAGAAAACUAUUUGGAAAAAAGAAAACGCUGCCAACUCCUUGUAUACCAGACAUACCGAGUCUCCAGCAGUCAUGUGUUCGGCAGACACACUCCUCCGCUCCACUCUGCGCUCGUCCCUUCAAAAGACGCCUCUGCCAGACGCUGUGGAUACACAAGACACCAUCAAACAGUUUUUAUCAGAUCGAAUCCUGAAGGCUGCACGGGUAGUUUACAGCACUCUGAUGGAGGGUAACCCAGGCCUGAUAAGAGACAGAAAACACCAUCUUAAGACCUACAGACAGUGCUGCAGCGGAAAGGAGCUUGUGGAUUGGUUAAUGAAACUCAAUGAUUGUUUCCAGUCCCGGAGUCAGGCAGUCGGAAUGUGGCAGGUUUUGGUGGAUGAGGGCAUUUUGGGUCAUGUAAAACAGGAGUUAAACUUCCAUGACAAAGACACACAGUUUUACCGCUUUAUGGAAGCAGAGUUUGACCUCAAUCACACAACUAACGAAAAAGACUCCAAAGACGACGAACUACAAGAGAGUUUAUCGCUACUAAUCCAGAUGGGCCCAGAUGCUCUUUUGACGAUGAUACUGCGUAAAUGCCCAAGCCAGAGAACCCCAGAAGAUCUGGAAGUUAUUUAUGAAGAACUUCUGCACGUCAAAGCUGUGGCCCACUUGUCUACAUCUGUUCGUAAAGAGCUGGCAUCAGUGCUGGUAUUUGAAAGCCAUGCCAAGGCGGGAACAGUCUUGUUCAGUCAGGGGGACAAAGGGACUUCCUGGUACAUCAUCUGGAGAGGCUCUGUUAAUGUCAUCACACACGGCAAGGGCUUGGUGACUACGCUUCAUGAAGGAGAUGAUUUUGGCCAGUUGGCAUUGGUGAAUGACGCUCCUCGAGCCGCCACCAUCAUUUUAAGAGAGGACAAUUGCCACUUUCUGCGGGUGGACAAGCAGGAUUUUAUACGCAUUCUUAAGGACGUCGAGGCAAACACCGUCCGUCUGGAGGAGCAUGGUAAAGUCGUUCUGGUUCUUGAGAAGAGCUCGGCGCAGGAUACACCAAGCUGCAACAAGUACACGGUAAUGUCAGGAACGCCGGAAAAGAUCCUGGAGCACAUGCUGGAGGCCAUAAAACUGGAAACCAACGGAGCUGACUUCAUAGAUCCCUGUGUGACUGACUUUCUCCUAACGCAUCCCGUCUUCAUGCCCUGCAGUCAACUGUGUGCUGCCCUCCAGCAUCAUUACCAAGCGGAGCCGUCUGAAGGCUCAGACCUGGAGAAGGCAGCGUACGCUCUCAACACCAAGCAGAAGGUGGUGAAGCUGGUGUGUCACUGGGUGGCUCUGUUCGCUCUGCUGCUCAGGGACGAUCCUGUGGCCUCUGAAUUCCUGGAGAAAUUCAGGGAAGGAGUGAUGGCAGACUCAAGACUUUCUAGCAUGCUUAGAGAACAGCUAAGGGACAGGAGGAAGACAAAAAUAAUGGAGAAUGGAUGUCACACUCUGACAAAGCUGAACCAAAAGUUUGAUUGGUUUUCAGCUUACGAAGAGCCGGUGGGAAAACUGAGGUCGAUUAAAGCCCAAGAUAAAGUGUUGUAUGAGAUCUUUAAACCGGAUCAUAAGGCUGUCACUGUGAUGCUGCCAGUUGAUGCAUCGGUGAACGACAUCUUGACUACAUUAGUGGAUCCUGACAGAAACUAUGUGCUUGUCAAGAUGAAUUCCUCAGGAGACAGAGUCCAGCUGAAGUUGGAGACCACAGCAGUGUCUGCCUCUUUAGGAGUGAACGAAAAGCUUUUCCUCUGCACUUCCAGCCAAGUUGAACAACUGACACCUGAUAAAGAGCAGCUGGGGCCGGAGAAGAGCACCAUGGACACUCUGGAGCAGAUUUGCUCCAAGGACAUGGCCAGUCAACACACCAGCUACGACUGGGAACUCUUCAUGGCCAUGCAUGAGGUGGAGCUUGUCUACUAUGUUUUCGGACGGGAAAAGUUCCCUGGAUCCACCACAGCAAACCUCGAGCGGUUUGUUCGUCGCUUCAAUGAGGUUCAGUACUGGGUUGUGACUGAACUGUGUCUCUGUGAAGACCUGGGCAAGAGAGCCAUACUGCUGAAGAAGUUCAUCAAGAUGGCUGUUGUUUUGAAAGAGCAGAAGAACCUCAACUCUUUUUUCGCAGUAAUGUUUGGCCUCAGCAACAGUGCAGUGCAGAGGCUCAAUAAAACAUGGGAGAGACUUCCCAAUAAAACCAAAAGGAUCUACUGUGCAUACGAAAGACUGAUGGAUCCGUCCCGUAACCACAGGGCCUACAGACUGACUAUUGCCAAACUCAGCCCUCCAUACAUUCCCUUCAUGCCACUGCUUCUAAAAGAUAUGACAUUUAUUCAUGAGGGAAACAAGAACUACACUGAUAAACUGGUCAACUUUGAGAAAAUGCGCAUGAUUGCCAGAACAGUGAAGACAGUUCGGGAUUGUCGAAGCCAACCUUACGUGCCUUCAUCUCCGCAGAAAGGCUUGACGGAGAGAAUGUUCUUGGAUGCUCAAGCUAUCCGAAUAUCAACAUAUUCAGACCAGUCUCUGAACCUCCGCAGUGCCACCAGUAUCAGACAGUACAUCCAGAACCUGAAAGUGAUCGACAAUCAGAAGAAACUAACUCAGCUCUCCAGAGCCUUAGAGCGCUGAGGUCCCGCAAAACUGCUAUCUUCAGCCCAUUCCUGCUCCAUAUUGGAGAAAAGAAAAACUGAACAGAUGGAAGCCAUGACCACCCUAUGUGUGGUUAAUUGGUGUAAAUUCUCACAAUUGUCCACCAGUGCUGCAUGAACUGCAAAAAGUUGAGAGCUGGAUGACAAAUGCUGACAAUGGACAAUUUUCUUUCUUUUUUUUUAUUGCCUUAUCAGAAGUGUUCUGAUGUUUGGGUCAUAUCUGACUCAGCCUACAACGUGAGCUAACAAUUCACUUCAGUGCUGCUGGCAUUAACUGUUAUUUAUAAAAGAUUUAUAUCAUGAAGAUGUUGAUCACAGUUCUAUAUCCAUUCGCCACAGCCCUUCAAUUGAUUAAUGAAGUUAUUGUUUAGGAGGCAAAACCAUAUAAAAUGUUUGACAUUAACAUUAAAUAUUCAGUAAGAGGCCAUGCAUUAAAAUAUUUUUUCUCUUUUGUUUUGUUGUGAUCUCAAAAUAAUUUGUUUAGUCAUGAUCUCGACAUAACUUUUUGCUAUGACGAGAUCAUGAUAAAACGAAUUAUGAUUCACAAAUUUAUGACCACAACUUUUUUUUGCUUUUAUGUAAUAAUAAUAAUAUUAAUAAUAAUAAUUAUUAUUAUUAUUAAUAUCCUGCCUUGCGAACAGGGAGAGAAUAGCUUAACUGCAGACGUGCAACACGUUAAAGACAUUCAGAACAGCCAUAAUAUUCAUUAUUAUAUUCAUGUUUAUGAUUAUAUACUAUUAUUUACAAUAAAAUCCCCGUAACUGUUACCAUUUUAAAGCAACUCCAUAUGGCGCAGUUUUAAAGUAAAUCACUUGCGGUAAUGGUCAAAGCAAAAGCAGGAUCUUAAUCGUUCUUCAUAAUUAAUUCAUACACGCAGCAACUUAUUUUGAGCCAUAUAGAUUUGCUUUAAAAUAGUAACAGUUAAGGGAAUAUUAUUGUAAAUAAUGAUAUAAAAUCAUAUACAUGAAUAUAAUGAGUGUACGUUAUUCAUGAGCACGAACGUUUGCGCGCAUAUUAUCAUGGCUGUUCUGAACGCCUUAAGCUGCGGUCACACUAGAGUUUGUGUGUGCGAAGUUCUGUCGUGCGCCGCUGCGGGAUUGAACAAGCUUGUUAGACAUUUUAAAAAGCGAGCGAUUGCUCCAUAUUUUAAAUUUCUGUCCAGAGAUGUCAUGUUUUGAUCCCCGAUUGGUCUCACGCAAGUCAAGUGAUGCGAUUUCGCAGGGCAGAGUUCACCAAUCUUGAACUUUGCACCGCAGCAACCUGCAAAACUUGACGCAUGACCCUGCGUUUCCAGUCUGACGCAUUUGCGUGCGUUUGAAUGGAAGUCAAUGGGAGGAAAAGCCCAGUGUGACCGCAGCUUUAUGUGUUGCACGAAUGCGCAUCUGCAGUUUGGCUAUUCUCUUUGUUCGCAGGGCCGGUGCAAACUCACUGGCAAGACAUUGGCCAGAUAUUAUUAAUACUACUACUAAUAAUUAUUAUUACAUAAAUAAAUAAAAGCAAAAAAUAAGUCAUGAUCACGACGUAACCUUUUGUUUGGUUGAGACCACAACAUAAUUAAGUCGUUAUCACGAGAAAACAACUUUUUGUUAUGUCGAGAUCACAAGAAAACGAGUUGUUAAGUCAAGAUCAUGAGAUGAUUAAGUCGUGAUCAUGACAAAACAAGAGGGAAAAAAUAUUUUAAUGCAUGGCCUCUUAGGACUUCCGUAGUACGUGGCAUAACAGAGUGUGGAUUGUUUAAUUAUUGAAAAUGAAUGUACAUAAAUGCAUUGCUUUUCAAUACAGUCAUGGUCUCUCCGCACUUUUUAUUAAGCAGUAUUCUAGUUCUGUCCUUUUAGGAAUAUUAACCUUUGAAUUUCAUUGUUCGCAAGCACUGGAGAACAACUGAUAAUACAGAUUAUUAUUAGCUGCUGUAUAUAAAAGCCAAAUACCACUGUUUAACAAUUUAAAUAUUCAGAAACUGUUUUAUAGACAAUAUAUAUGAAAGUAUAUACCUAAUGCAUUUUUUUCUAAUGGAGUGUUUAUUUUUUAUAAAUAAAUUAUUGAACAUUU
Molecule: messenger RNA, 4887 nt
Organism: Danio rerio (zebrafish)
Lineage: Eukaryota; Metazoa; Chordata; Actinopteri; Cypriniformes; Danionidae
Source: RefSeq, a predicted model, not a curated record